Messenger RNA from Neltuma alba, 696 nucleotides. RefSeq names its product mitochondrial import inner membrane translocase subunit TIM10-like. Gene Ontology annotation, biological process: protein insertion into mitochondrial inner membrane. The record is from RefSeq and is a predicted model, not a curated record. The coding region runs from base 160 to 399 and encodes 79 amino acids. Gene Ontology annotation, cellular component: mitochondrial inner membrane. NCBI's taxonomy places the organism in Eukaryota, Viridiplantae, Streptophyta, Magnoliopsida, Fabales, Fabaceae. The transcript has 6 exons.
ACUCCUUAACCCUUUGUGAAUCUCUAGGGUUUUGGCGCACUUCAUUUUGACCUCUGCUAUCAAAUUUGGGGACCCUGGACACUAGUUCUGUUAGAUCCAACUCGUUCUCGAAUUUCAGGCCUUUGUUUCUUAUUUCGGCGUGUUCGCGUGCAAGGUGCGAUGGCUGCCAACAACAACAUGCCUUCGACUUUGGAUAAAGAACAGAUAUUUGGAAUGGCCGAAAAGGAGAUGGAAUAUAGAGUUGAAUUAUUUAAUAAGUUGACCGGUACUUGUUUCAGCAAGUGUGUUGAAAACAAGUACAAGGAGUCUGAGCUAAACAUGGGUGAGAAUAGUUGCAUUGACCGCUGUGUUUCAAAAUACUGGCAUGUAAGAUGCUCCCUGUCUCCUUUCGGAUUUUAGGUGACUAAUCUGGUUGGUCAGCUGCUUGGUUCUGGACCUUCUGGUAGGCCUCCGAUGUGAUCAAAGCCGGCUCUGUUAUAUUCUGCGAUUUCUUACGCCUGAGCUGGAUCAAUCGACUGCCGAAUAUAGAAAUACUGCGGAUGGUCUUUAUUCUUGUAUCUGUCUUAUUUUGAAAAGGAUCCCUCUUCUGUGAUGAAUUUGAGAUGGUUUAGCUUUGUAAACAAUUCACGAGUUUGUAUUUAGUUCAUUUGAUGGAUUUUUGGCUUGAUAUCAGUUAGUCAUACAUCUUUCUUCCAA